Molecule: messenger RNA, 3177 nt
Organism: Malaclemys terrapin pileata
Lineage: Eukaryota; Metazoa; Chordata; Testudines; Emydidae
Gene: CD200
Product: CD200 molecule
Exons: 8
Coding region: 1989-2894 (301 amino acids)
Biological process (GO): regulation of immune response; negative regulation of macrophage activation
Molecular function (GO): cell-cell adhesion mediator activity
Source: RefSeq, a predicted model, not a curated record
UCCAGUCCUCUCAUUAUUCAGGCUAGGUCUACACUACCCGCCUGAAUCGGCGGGUAGAAAUCGACCUCUCAGGGAUCGAUUUAUUGCGUCCCGUUGUUACGCGACAAUCGAUCCCCGAAUCGGCGCUCUUACUCCACCAGCGGAGGUGGGAGUAAGCGCCGUCGACAGAAAGCCGCAGAAGUCGAUUUUGCCGCUGUCCUCACAGCGGGGUAAGUCGGCUGCGAUACGUCGAAUUCAGCUACGCUAUUCACGUAGCUGAAUUUGCGUAUCUUAAAUCGACUCCCCCCUGUAGUGUAGAUGUACCCUCAGAGUAGUAACCAAGUGCUUUGUCCAAAAGGUUGAAUUUUGGUUUGUAGAUUUUGAUGGCAAUAACAAAGGAGCUCAUUUGGCUUUCCUAAGGCAUAAGCUGACCCUGAGCCAUCAGCCAUCAGAGCAUUCUGAGGUAAUCUAUUUUUGAUCCACUAAAACCACAGGUAAAAAACCACCAUGCAAAGCCUUUUUCCUCUUAAAAACUGCUUCUGUCAGUUCAUGCCAACAUAUGUAUCACAGAGGAAACCACACGUCUGCCCCCUACAUCUUGUUUUCUGAUAGCACCUGCCACCUUCUGUGUGGCAUAUGAAAACAAAGAACAAGAAGCCUGGCUAAAAAGAUAAUAGCCAUUGUGGUAAAUGGGAAUGGCUUUGAGGAAGUUCAUGUCUGAGAAUCGACUUCUAACAUUUAGAAGACUGGCAUAUCCCAGCCUGUGACCCUGAUAAAUGGCUAAGUUCAGAAAAUGCAAAUUGUGGACAGUGGCUAGCAAGGCCAGAAUAGUGAAAUGCAGUGUAUUGCCAAGUACAAUGGAAGUCCUAAAAUGCCCCAAUGCAGUGUAGUUUGCAGACAGUAGUUCUCAUAGGGCAAACCUCUCUUUGUUAAGUUAAAAAUAAUUACUUCCAUGAAGAAGAUUCCACUGUCUCCAAAAGUUAUUUGGGUGACUGAAUGCACUGCUAGAUUGACACCGUACACACCAUUGUAAUAAUGUUUUGAAUAAAAUAUAUCUUGUGAGGUAUCUUUUGAAAACUAAUAACUCACUGGUCAAUAAUCUGAUGAAAUGUGUGUAGCAACAUUAUAUGUAAAGUUAUGAAUUCCCCCUGAGUAAUGUUGGUAGCACAUGUUCAAAUCUACGAAGCCCCAAUUAGGUAGGACUGGUCAAGCAGGUCUUAAACAAAGGAAUGUGUGUGUACCCCAAUUUACGUACAACUGGCAAACAAGGUCCUUGAAACAGCAAGAGGGAACAAGGCAAAACUGCAUUUUAGCAAACAGCAUGAAACCUCUUUCAUGAUGAGACACCCCACACACCGCAUGUCUCCAUGCUUUAUCUAAGGGGUAACCCUCAGGAAAAUGCAUCUUAAAGGGUGACAGAACUAUACAAGUGAGGGGGCAAAACCACCCCAUGUUAUAUCUCCCUGUCCAUUUCUCUCUCUUUUCCACCUAAGAAGACAAAAGACACAGACUAUGGACGUUGGGAGCAAAUCCUGCCCUGAAACUUGCUCAGCAAUGAGCUGGAUAGGAGACAGGACUGAGACUCAAGAGCUGGGUUUUCAUAAAUUUUUAAGGUUCGAAGGGACCAUUGUGAUCAUCUAGUCUGACCUCUUUUCCUGGCUCUGCAACUGAAUUGUGUGACCCCAGACCAGUCAUUGAACUGUGCCUCAUUUUCCCCAUCUGUAAAAUGGAGUGAUACUUACCAAGUCAGUGAAGUGCUUUGAGAGCUACAGAUGAAGAGCUUUAUAUUAUAAUGAGCAGUUUCAUUCAUGGCCUGGGUUGCUUCGAUGGGAUGGUUCACAUGAAUCCCACGGCAUUGUUACUGUUCCAAGACUGGGUGAGAAUAAGUCUGAAGUCUUCUGUUGAGUUACUUUGAACUGGAGAGAGAAUCUAGAGCUGUAUCCCAUUAGUGAAAAAUGUGGGAGCUAAGGCCAGACCUGAUGUAAGUGCAUGCAGAUUCUUUGACGUCAAUGGAGCUGUGCUGGCUUAACACAGGCUCAGUGCAGGUAGUUCAUAGGAAGGUCCAAUCGUCCAAGACCGGAGAAAAUGUUACUUUCAAAUGCCAGCUUGUCAUGGAUCAUGAAGUGCUGCAAGUCACCUGGCAGAAGGAGAGUGGAGAGGGCAAAGGCAACAUAGCAACCUACAGCAGGAUUAACGGCCACAGAGUCCUGGGUAACUAUAGCAGCCGUGUGAACUUCACCCAGAGCGAACUGACAGUCUCUGCCAUUACUGUUCAUGCAGUCACCCUGCAGGAUGAAGGCUGUUAUAAAUGUAUCUUCAACACGUUUCCCAUGGGAUCCAUUACAGGCAGGACAUGCCUCAAGGUUUACGCAAUAUCGGAGCCCAGACUGGAGGCCAAGCUUGUGUCCAGUCCGGACAGUGGUGAGGAGAAGGUGCUGGAAAUAAGCUGCUCAGUAACAGGGAAACCAGCUCCAAUGAUCAGCUGGAACCUGUCCCAUCGCCUUCAACAGGAGCCGGGACAGUAUCUCAUCAAUCACUCAGACCAGACUGUGACUGUUAUCAGCAAUUUCACACAUAUCCCCUCCAGGAUUCACUGGGAGAACCCAGCUGGCUGUGUGAUCCAACAUCCGCUCCUAAACCUGACGCUGACUCUGUCCAAGGAUGGGCAGGUCCAGGGCCAAUCAGCAACAGUCGAUACUGUAACAAUCUACGUAUUGGUUGCUUUGAUUCCCUUGGGGCUCUUGUUCAUCUGCUUCUGCAUCUUGAAGCGAAAACACCAAAUGGAUAGAAACAAAGCUGAUCUAUGUUGGGUUCUUCCCUUAUGCACCAAGGACAUGAGGCAUGGACAGUGCACAAAAAAUGAUAAACAAGGCCCUGACAAGCUUCCUCCCUUAAAAGCCCUCUUGGACAGAUGAACGCCUGGUGUUGGAAGAAUUUUACCGAACAGUGGUGAAAUGAAAACAGUGCUGGGUUUGGAUGUGUGAAACUGAUGUCUAGCUGUACUUGUAACAUCUCAGACUUCCACAUGAAUCACAUUACGUGCAACUUGCCAUGUUUUAUACCAAAAAAAAAAAAAAAACCCACAAAAUAUUUUUAUAUCUAUUUAUGUUUGAAUAAAUGAGCCAAUAACUGUAGUUGUAUAUAGAAUGCAGUAGGUAUUUAUAUGAGACUGUUAAAUUAUAGUUUUGUAGAUCUGCA